AGGAGGGCAGCCAGGGGUCCGCCGACAUUGCUCUCGCGCGGGAGCCAUGCACCUAUCUGCAAUGGGAUGCGUUCAUUGGUAAUUGCCCGCCCUGGCGCAGGUCCCCACUAUGGCCAUCCUCACGGACGACUCGGUUCCCGUCGUUCCCACCGUGAGUUCUGGAACAAUGCCGACAAGUGCGCAGAAGUACGAGCUCGAAGAUUUUCAAACCGUCGGCAGCCGACUCGGCGGAGGCACCUUCGGAGAGGUGACCAAAGUUCUGGCGGCGGCGGACACAUCAGUACUGGCAGCAUUUUUGCAUUGAAGACGAUCUGCAAGCAGAAGGUGACGGAUCAGGGCAUGUUGGGCUACUUGGAGCGAGAGGUCAAAUCACAGUUCCUCGUCAAGCACCCUAAUAUCAUAGAGCUGCACUCCUGCUUCGAGGACUCAGAGUCCACGUACCUGUUGCUCGAGUUUGCGGCAGGUGGCUCGCUCUUUGGACUCCUGAGGAAGCACGGGCGCCUGGAGGAGCCGAGGGCCGCCACGCACUUCGCCGGCAUCGCCUCCGCCCUGGACCACCUGCACGCCCGAGGCUUCAUCCACCGCGACGUGAAGCCUGAAAACAUCUUGAUGUGCGAGGGCGGGGCAGCAAAGCUUGCGGACUUCGGAUGGUGUGCUGAGCUGUCGUCGCAGGAGGACAGCACCCCGCGGCUCACGUUCUGCGGCACGUGGGACUACCUCUCGCCCGAGAUGGUGAACAGCGAGCCGCACGACCACCGGGUGGACGUCUGGGCGCUUGGCAUUCUCCUCUACGAGAUGCUGGCGAACAUUCCGCCCUUCAGGGAAUCCAGACGGGCCAAGGCCAUCCAGCGGAUCACGAACGUGGACCUGCGGCUGCGGAUCGCGGAUUUCUUUUCGCCUGGCGCGUGCGACCUCGUCGGCAAGCUUCUGGUCAAGGAGAAAGAGGGGCGCGUGGACAUCCCCACCGCCCUCGAGCACGAGUGGGCGCGGCAGUCUAGCAAGCCGCACGUCCCCGAGAGGCCAGCCGCUGCGGCGCCCAGCCCCGACGCCGACGGGCAGCCAGCGUUGCCAGACGAGCUUACACCAACCAGGCUGAUGAGGCCCAGGCUGGCCGCGUGCGCGCCAGCUGGCCGCACCGCCGGGCAGCCGGCGAAGCCGUCGGACGUAGAGGACCCCGCCGAGGCCGCCGCUGCAGCGGGCGGCGCCGCCGACGAGCCCUCGCCGAGCCCCUCGGGACCAGUGGUGUGCUCCUGCGGCACCAUGGCAAUGCCGGGCCUCGAGAUGUGCUGGAGGUGCGGAACUCUGCCGAAAGGCGGCAGCCCUUUCACCCCCGCGGGCCGCCGAGGGCAGGCCAGCGCCAGCGCGCAGGCAACGUUCAUAGACGACGCCUGCUUGUUCGGCGACAUCGUCACGAGGGGCUUGUCUUCUUCAGAGGACCACCAGGAUGGCUGCCAGGGCACAGCGCCACUGCCAGCCGCCACGGCAAGGCUCCUGGGCGUGCUCCAGCACCCGCUGCUGGUGGCCAAGGCGGCCUCCUGCCCCGAAGGACCCACGCUGCCCAUCCGGCGGAGGCGCAGCAGCUACAGUGGCCAGCCACUCACCCACGAAAGGAGCAAGAGCGGAGCGCUUCCUGACAUCAAGGAGAAGCACUCGUUCGAGGAGGAGGAGGAGGACGGACCCGCGAGCUGCCCCGUGUUCCGGCGGCCUCGGAGGCGCUCCUGCGUCGAUCGCAUCGAGCAAGAUUCCCAGAGCCUGUGCGUGACGGGCGUGCGCCAGACUAAGGUCUGGAAGUCGCUGCAGAGGGCACUGGUGGACUCCAGCCCGACCAAGACGGAGGCUCGAAACUCGGCAUCCACGUCCUCGGAGGUGUUGCUGAUGAGCCACGGUCUCAACAGCGACGACGAGGGGGACGCUGGCUCCGAGCUCGACCCGCGUUCAGCCCUGGCCCAGAGCCUCGACAAGGAACGCGCACUGGUCGGGCGCGACGAGGGAUUCUCGGACAUGCUGAACUAUCAUAUGAGCAACAUUGGCACCGAGAUUGUGCGCAUCUUGGAGAGGGAUCCGAUGAGCGCAGCGUGCGAUGCCUGAGGUCGUGGGUUAAAGACGCGGUUUGCGCGCAUGUUCUUCCACGCAGGGGGCAGUUUCCCCUUUACUCAAACUCCACCUGGCAUUUUCCCCUUUACUCAAACUCCACCUCUCAUCGCCUUUGCUCUCUCUCUCUCUCUCUCUCUCUCUCUCUCUCGCUCAACUCGUCGGCCGUGCGUGUUAAGAUGCCGCAUCGGUCGACCGUUUCAGCGUCCUGCAGGUCGGCCCUGACGGCGCCACACCUGCGCUUCGGGCUUGCACGUUUCAUCGUGUAGAAGACCAAAUCAACAAACAAACAAACAACUAAUGUGGGCUUUGGAUAUAAACGUAUUGGGAACGUUGGCCGAAUUGUUUGCAGAUUGCGCGGGCACUUUUA
Molecule: messenger RNA, 2461 nt
Organism: Prorocentrum cordatum
Lineage: Eukaryota; Dinophyceae; Prorocentrales; Prorocentraceae
Source: the annotation of a GenBank genome assembly